CGCUAAAAUUCUAUAUUAGAAAUUUUCAAACAAAUUUCUAAAUCGCAGGAGUAUUUUGCUAUUAUUAUUGUCUAAUAUACAAAUCAAUAUAAUUCCAAAAUGGUGCGUGUUGGUUUGCAAAUCUCAGCUACUCUAGAGAACAUUGAAAGUCUAGAAACCAAUCAUCCGGAUUAUCAAUUUUUUGUGAAAGUGAAAUGCACAAACUGUGGGGAAACGUCCGAUAAAUGGCACGACAUAACCGAAUCGGAGCGCUCGCAAGGUGGUGCAGAUUCACGUAAUCCCGAUGGGUUCAAUUUCUAUAUGAAAUGCAAAAUGUGCGGACGUGAAAAUAGUAUUGACGUAGUAGAGAAGACAAAUGCAUUGUACACUCAGGAUGAUGCGGGGAAAUUUAAGACUAUUGUCGUAUUCGAUUGCAGAGGCGUCGAACCAGUCGAGUUUUCGCCACGCACUGGUUGGAUAGUACGGUCCGCUGAGAAUGGCCAAACAUUCGAAGAUGUGGAUUUGUCCGAGGAUGAUUGGGUUGAAUACGAUCAAAAGAAUAAGGAGUCAGUUGGAGUGUAUGAAUUCGCGUCACAAUUUAUAAAAUUGAAGAAAUAGAGGGUUGCAUGUAUUUGAGGAACAAGCAAAAAAGCUUACGUGUUAUAAGCUGCCAAGAAAGUUUAAGUUUUGAAAA
This is a messenger RNA of Anastrepha obliqua, 673 nucleotides long. RefSeq names its product UPF0587 protein CG4646. The coding region runs from base 100 to 597 and encodes 165 amino acids. The record is from RefSeq and is a predicted model, not a curated record. Gene Ontology annotation, molecular function: zinc ion binding. The transcript is spliced from 2 exons. NCBI's taxonomy places the organism in Eukaryota, Metazoa, Arthropoda, Insecta, Diptera, Tephritidae.